GCUACGGUGCACUUAUCUCUUUUCUCCCAUCGCUAAAAUUUGUUUUUUCGCUGGUGGUUUGGUUUUUAUAAAAUUAUUUAAUUAAUAUAUGGCGGACCAGGUAAAUAAUGAGGCCGGCCAGCCCACGCCGCUUAUGUCUAUUCGUUUCGAUCAGCAGCAGCACGAAAGUGCGGCGGCCAACGGGAAUGAGAACGGCAAUGGAAGCGGGAAUGCUGCCGGCGAAGCUUCCGAGGAUGGGGUGGAGACCGAGAAAUCCACCGCCGAGCUUGUGCUGCCCAAGGCACUGGAGGAUGUGCUGGCGCUAAAGGAUCAGCGUGCGGCCGAAUUUACCGUGGACGCCGAUUCUCAAGGGGGCAGUGGGGGCGUAACGCAGGACGGCGAUGAGGCAGAUGUGGGCGAGGACAGCGAGGAGGAUGCGGAUAACCAGGUGAACGGUGGCGAUGGCGAAAAGGCCGGCAAGCAGAGUAAGGCGGAGCGGAACAAAAAAAAAAAGAAGCGUAAGAAGCUGAACAAGAAGAUUCGCCACCAGCUGGAAUUCGAGCGACAGCAGCAGUUGGCCCAAGCAGAUGAGCACGAGGUCGUGGAUCAGGAUGCGAAGGAACAGGAGACAAAGGCUCCGGGCAGCGGAGACGAACAGGCCGUCGAAAAGGAAAAGAAAGACAAACACAAAGAAAGUCGUAGCAAGCGAAGGAAGGACCGCAGUGAUGAAAAAGAAAAGGAUAAGAAGACGGGAGAUUCUCACGAAGAGGAUGUGACAAUAGAAUAUGUGCCCGAAAAGAUAACGAUUGCAGACCUGGCGCCUAUGUACCGCCAGUUCUAUCGAGUCUUCGAAAUUUUUAAGCUGGAGAACAAACCAAAGCCUGCGGAAAAGGACAAAUCUUCGCUUGAUCCCGAAUCCCUGUCCAAGGACAAAAAGGCCGCCGACAAACUCCUCGAGGACGAAGACGACGAUGGCGAUGAUGACGACGAGCACAAGGAGGACAAAGAGAAGCUUUCCAAGCGGAAGCUAAAGAAACUAACCCGUCUGAGUGUGGCGGAGUUGAAGCAGCUGGUCUCCCGACCCGAUGUAGUUGAGAUGCACGAUGUUACUGCCAGAGAUCCGAAAUUACUGGUCCAACUGAAGGCCUAUAGGAAUACAGUGCAAGUGCCACGGCACUGGUGCUUCAAGCGAAAAUAUUUGCAGGGCAAAAGGGGCAUUGAGAAGCCUCCAUUCGAUCUUCCCGCCUUUAUUAAAAAGACGGGCAUCAUGGAAAUGCGGGAGUCACUGCAAGAGCGUGAGGACGCCAAAACCCUCAAGGCUAAGAUGCGGGAACGAGUGCGUCCCAAAAUGGGGAAGAUCGACAUUGACUACCAAAAACUGCACGAUGCUUUCUUUAAGUGGCAGACAAAGCCCCGCAUGACAAUUCAUGGCGAUCUGUACUAUGAGGGCAAGGAGUUUGAGACGCGCCUUAAAGAGAAGAAGCCAGGCGAUCUUUCCGAGGAAUUGCGCAUUGCUUUAGGUAUGCCCGUUGGUCCCAACUCGCACAAGAUUCCGCCGCCGUGGCUGAUUGCCCAGCAGCGCUACGGGCCGCCGCCCUCGUAUCCAAAUCUGAAAAUUCCGGGCCUUAACGCGCCGAUCCCAGACGGAACUUCGUUUGGCUAUCAUGCAGGAGGUUGGGGCAAGCCGCCAGUGGAUGAGAAUGGAAAACCGCUGUACGGUGACGUAUUUGGAACCAACAUAUUGGACUUGGAUAAUGGCAUUGACGAGGCUGACAUUGAACGCAAUCAAUGGGGUGAACUGGAAUCGGAGUCAGAAGAGUCUUCCGAAGAGGAGGAGGAAGAUGGUGAAGACUUGGGCGAUCAACAGGAUGAGACUGGCCUAGUAACGCCAGUGGAGGGACUGGUUACACCUUCUGGACUCACUAGUGUGCCAGCGGGCAUGGAAACCCCCGAAAACAUUGAGCUCCGCAAAAAGAAAAUCGAAGCCGAGAUGGAAGACAAUGAAACCCCUGUUCUUUACCAAGUGCUGCCCGAAAAGCGCACUGACCGCAUAGGCGCCUCCAUGAUGGGAUCAACACACGUAUACGAUGUCAGUGGCAGUGGGGCUAACAAACAGCCAGCAGUACGAUCCACCACAGAUCGCGAGGGCAUCGUGGAAUUAGCGCUCGAUCCCAGCGAACUGGACAUGGACAACGACGCGAUGGCACAGCGUUAUGAGCAGCAGAUGCGCGAGCAGCAAAAUCACCUGCAGAAAGAGGAUCUGUCAGACAUGCUGGCCGAGCAUGUGGCGCGGCAAAAAUCAAAGCGCAAGCGACAGCAAACGGAUCCGGCCAAGACCACAAAGAAGUACAAGGAGUUUAAGUUUUAGUACCACAACAAGAAAAACUACUUUUCCAUUUGUGCGUUUGUCGAGAAUGUCAUUAAACAUAGUAAAAAGUAA
Messenger RNA from Drosophila rhopaloa, 2419 nucleotides. RefSeq names its product splicing factor 3B subunit 2 (gene Sf3b2). Gene Ontology annotation, biological process: mRNA splicing, via spliceosome. Bases 89 to 2347 code for a protein of 752 amino acids. NCBI's taxonomy places the organism in Eukaryota, Metazoa, Arthropoda, Insecta, Diptera, Drosophilidae. The transcript has 5 exons. Gene Ontology annotation, cellular component: U2-type spliceosomal complex; precatalytic spliceosome; catalytic step 2 spliceosome. The record is from RefSeq and is a predicted model, not a curated record.